AUGAGUGGCCGAGCGGGAGCCUACAAGGUGGGCAAGAGAUACACAAAGGUGAGGAGACACGACGCAGUAGGCUUUCGCUUCCAUCAUUUGCAGGUGUCCAUCACCCGUAGCCCCUCAUUCACGCAGCAGUCCGCUCUACGACGACGUAUGAAGCGCAUUGAAGCGAGUGUCGAACAGAGACAUCGAGCUCUUUUCAUGCGUGAGACAAAGAAGGGGCGACGUAUAGACAAGAUACCUGUCUCUCAGCGACACUAUUUCGUGGAGGGGCUCGCCGACGCAACUGAUUACAUAGUGGUACACGCAAACAACCAUGAAUGUAUUCAUUUGCCGUCCAUCCAUCAAUUCAACUACCUUGUUUUCAUGUCUCCCCCUCUCUCUUCCUGUCCGUCCCUUUAUUCAUUCACACACUGACUGCAGGAAAAGAUGCGGAUGAACGUCAUUCCUGGCAAGCAACAGGAAUCGUGCCUCGAAAACCAACGUACUUGUGUGUAUCUUUGGUGCAUUUCAGGUGAUCUGACCGAGUUUGCCAUUAGGCUAGCGUUCCUCUGGCAGUAUCGUGACAAAGCAGAUGUGGAGCGGCAUAUCGAGACGCGAAGGUCCCUCUCGAAAGGCGAGCUGCCACACUUGGUAUGACGGAGGAUUGAGUCCUCCGGAGAUGUCGCAGUGCCAAUUGGCGCUUGCGGAUCGCUCGGAUGCCUUCCUUAUUGUGGGUUUCUUGUCAUUCUGCCCUUCAGGUGCCCAAGAAAAGGGCGUCGGUUUGCAGCGAAGCGCCGGGCGGGAGUGACAACAACAAUCGCGGCAGAGACCAGGCCGAUUAUUCGUCGAGCGGUGAAAGCCGAGUGGAGUCUGAUGCUGCAGAUGAUUCCGCACCUGUCCCUGUUGGCCGAAAUGUCCGUCGCGGUAGAUUGCUACCCACCCUGCUUGGUGUUGAGAAAGAGGUGACGAAAGUUCUCCCAUUACGAGCCUCGAUAACAUCGAACAAGGGAAGAAGCACAAAGUUGCGGGCUGGCUGGCGUCUCCUCGGCCACUACCGCCGAAGCCCAGCUUGGCGAAGGACUAUGAGACGGCGUUCAAAGUCUUCCGACUGUCUCAGCGAGUAGCCCUGGAGGCCCAUGAGAAGGAUCCCCUGGCCGAGAAGAGCGAGGCCGAGAAGCAGGCACAGCUGAAGAGAGAAAAGGACGUGGACACGAUGUUCGCUGUCGAAAUAUACGACAGCCCAAUGGCUUUCGCUGACAUGUACUUUUAUGUAACGAACAUCCAGGUACGCAUCAGGCACUCCAAACAGAGAGAAGGAAGCAGUGCCUCCCUCUUCUAUGUACAGUUCAUAACCCCGACAGACAUACGAGAGGUAUAAACAGGCCGCGAUGUCCGUGUCUCACUCGGUUUUUCCCUUUACAUGUACAGUUCUAUUUGAUGUUUCAAAGGAGGAAAAGCAAGCGGCUGUGGGCCUCUCGCACCAUCCAAAACGCGUGGCGGGCAUACAGAAGACGCAAAUUCUUGAAGCGCUUCAGGACUAGUGUGGAGCUCUCCAGACGGAAGAUGCAGGAGAAAGCCGGACAAAAACUGUCUGAUGCAGAAGCAAGACUGAUUGAACAAAGGCGCUCGACAGCAGCUACUGGGCCUGAAAAUCGAUCUCAAUCCACGUCAUCAAUCAACAGCUCUCGAAGAGACACACGUCAGCAACAACAGCGAACAAGAAAGCCGGCACAACGCGAGAGCAUCAUACAUGCUAGGUCUCUUCGUCACAGCCAGGCCGUUGCCGCGUAUGAGCCUGAAUAUGAAAGUGCCUCGGAGGAACUGACCUCAUUCGAGGGGUCUAUGUCUGGUGGAGGCGACGGCGAAGCCGUGCUGGACGACUGGGAUGAAGCAGAACAUGCUAGGCAUCGUAAGUAGCAUAUGGUAGGGAAGAGGGAAAGAAUGACGCAGUGCUUGCGUUGAUGUGAACAGAGAAUGACGUCUUUGAGUGCGUGUGAUUUACGAGGGUCCAGUAGAG
Messenger RNA from Vitrella brassicaformis, 1993 nucleotides. The record is from the annotation of a GenBank genome assembly. NCBI's taxonomy places the organism in Eukaryota, Vitrellaceae.